AUGCUGGCAAGACUGCAGCUAAAUCACAGGCUGGAGUUGCCAAAAUGCAAGGGAAGGCCAGAGCCAAUGCUGAUGGUUCCCCCACGGAAGCGGAACAGAGCGGGGACAGAACUUUGCCUGAGGAGGUGGAAACGAACGAGACGAACCAAGUGGACAUGGGAGUGGAUGUGCUGGUCGAGGGUGAACCCAUGGCAGCUGACAUCCAGGAAGAUGUGGACACUGGAUAGAUCUGGAUACCCGUGGCUCGGUCCCUGGCCAUUAGUAGAGUCAUUAGAGGAGUCAGUGUGGAGGAUUGCAUGA
Messenger RNA from Cladocopium goreaui, 300 nucleotides. The record is from the annotation of a GenBank genome assembly. Lineage: Eukaryota; Dinophyceae; Suessiales; Symbiodiniaceae.